AUGGAAGAAUGCAACUCCACUUCGACACCUGCAGAACCAAGACAAAAACCAUUGAAAGAUUCAAAAGAAGAUGAAGUCGAUCCAACCCAAUGCCAAAGACUUAUUGGGUCCCUAAGGUACCUUUGUCGCUCAAGGUCUGACUUAGCAUACAAUGCAGGUAUGAUGAGUAGAUUCAUGGAGAAGUCAAAGGUAUCACAUCUAGCAGCGACAAAAAGGAUAUUAAGGUAUCUGAAAGGAACUCUCGACUAUGACAUUUUGUUUCCUGCAAAUGAUAAAGGAAAAGAAUGCAAGUUAAUGGGAUAUACUAAAUCGAUUUGGUGUAGUGAUGCUAAGGAUAUAAAAUCCACAACUGAUUAUGUGUUUAUGUGA
Molecule: messenger RNA, 369 nt
Organism: Vicia faba (fava bean)
Lineage: Eukaryota; Viridiplantae; Streptophyta; Magnoliopsida; Fabales; Fabaceae
Source: the annotation of a GenBank genome assembly